This is a messenger RNA of Histoplasma capsulatum G186AR, 2043 nucleotides long. RefSeq lists its product as uncharacterized. The record is from RefSeq and is a predicted model, not a curated record. The transcript has 7 exons. Gene Ontology annotation, cellular component: cytoplasm. Bases 1 to 2043 code for a protein of 680 amino acids. Lineage: Eukaryota; Fungi; Ascomycota; Eurotiomycetes; Onygenales; Ajellomycetaceae.
AUGGAGGAUUCGGCUGUCCGGCUGCAGGACAACCUGCGGAGCCUCGACGCUACAGAGGACAUCCACGCGCUACACACAGACCCCAGCCUGACCUCGAGAAGCAACCGCGACUUUGAAGCAGCAGCCGCUGUAGCAGCAGCAAACGCUGCAAGCGGGUCACAGCCGUUUGAUGCACUCCCGGCGGCGACAGCAGCUGUAGCUAAUAACUUGCAUCCGUCUACCGUUACCAGCCAAGAUGGUGAGAGCUUUUUUACUUCCGCAACGCCGUUGUCUACUAAUGCUCUUCUCGAAAAUCCAGCAACCCCUCAGUCAUUGCGGCGCCCUCACCAGCAGCAACAACAGCUAACACAAGCGCAUCACCAACAUCAACUCCAUCCCCCAAGCAAUAGUAAUGGAUUCCUCGAACACACAAACAGUGGCACGGUCGAUAUGCUGGAUCAUCUCCAGACAUCUCUUCCGCCGCAUCUCUUAAACCAGUUCCACGAUGCAACCCCUCCUAUGGGUGGCGGCGAAUCGCCAUUGUCUCCUGCUAUUAAUAAAGGAGAACCCUACUUUAAAAAUAUGAAAUUAAUUUCGAAUCCGCCCGAUCUUAAAAGAUGGCGGGAGCGACUGUUCAAUGUUGAGGAUACGAUCGUCCUCAGUGAAGAAGAAUUCCAAACUUACUUUCCCCACAUCGACAACGUCUACUCCCACCGCUCCACCCAGAAAUAUAAACGCAAGCUCUUCGUCUCUCAUUACUGGGACUGCCGUCUCAAGGGCCGACCACCCGGAACUCCCAAAUCCCGCGACCCAAAUAAAAAGAAACGCAAGCGCACAGCCCGCGAGCGCGACCUCUGCGACGUCAAGAUCAAAAUCACAGAGUAUCUGCCCGGAGCCCUGACUACACCACCGGGUUUGGGCCCUUCCCUUCUCUCCAUCAACUCGCCAUCCCUUACAACCACGACCGCUGCUUCGUCAGAUAUGCAGCCUGCGACCAGUAUCGGCUUUCCCGGCUCUGCGGACCAGAGUAAUGGCGCGCGACCCCAUGUGGCGGGCCAUCAUCCUCAGUCGCAAUCACAGUCACAACUGCAAUACCCGUUCGGCGUUUUAGCGCCCAGUGCGACCUUGCCGGAAGGCCACCCUGGCGCUGCGGGUGCAAGGUACUAUACAAUUCAGAGGGUAAAUGGGAAUGGGGGCAAUGGGAGGACGGAUGGAAUUGGCGGGCCGCAUCGACAUACUUUGGAAGAAAGUGAUAGGAUUAAGAAGAACAGUGUGCAGAGGUAUUUGCUGAAGGAGGAAAAGGAAAGGAAGAGGAUUAUGGUACAGCAGAAAACAUACCACAAAAAGGCCUCCGGCUCCGCUGCCGUAACGGUCAAAAAACACGCAAAAGAAGCAGACCUAAAGCUCUUCGGAAGUUGUUUCUGUCCGUUCGUUCAGCGCGUUUGGAUUGCCUUGGAGGUAAAAGGGAUACCCUACCAGUACAUCGAGAUUGAUCCGUACAAAAAGCCCGAGUCAUUGCUGGAGGUCAACCCACGCGGUUUGGUGCCCGCCAUCCGCCAGGGGAAUUGGGGAUGUUACGAGAGCACGGUUUUGCUGGAAUAUCUUGAUGAACUCGAAGCCAGUAAUCCUCUCUUACCGCCAAGAGAUCCCCAACUGCGUGCCCAUUGCCGUCUGUGGGCAGAUCAUGUCAACCGCCAUAUAAUCCCUACCUUUUACCGUCUCCUACAAGAACAAGACGGCCAAAAGCAAAUAACUCACUCGGAAGAGCUAAAGGCGGAAAUCAACAAACUCGUCAACGCCUCGCAUGUCCACGGACCCUUCUUCCUCGGCCCCACAAUCUCCUUCGUAGACAUACAAUUCGCGCCCUGGAUGCUAAGACUCAGUCGUGUGCUCAAACCAUAUCGCGGCUGGCCGGAUCCGGAGCGCGGUAGUCGUUGGGAAGCGUGGGUAGAUGCCGUGGAGGGUGACGAGCAUGUCAGGGCCACAACGAGUUCAGAUGAGUUGUAUUUGGAUAGUUAUGAGCGGUAUGCUGGUGAGUUGUGUGUUCGAAUUGUCGUUGCUUGA